AUGGUGCUGCCAGAUCUAUCGAAACUGCACCUAAAUGGCCUCUCGAACGGCCAGGCACCCUGGGUCAAGGGCGCCGUGCCACCUGCCACAAUCCCGGACGACAUCCUUAACGACAAUGGCGACCGUUACAUGCAGAAACUCAAGGACUAUGCGCAAUCGCUGCCAUACUCCAUCGAACCGUAUUCCAGGAUGCUCGAAAUGCUCGACUUUAUCAUUCUUCGCAUCGUACAGUGCGUCGAGGCGAAGGAUUAUGAGGUCGGUCUGGUGCAGUGGGAUUCGAUGUUAAACUAUCAUUUGCAGUUUACUGACGCAGCCGCCAGCUGGACCACCCUCGAGUAUCCGAUUCCCAAGGACCGCAGGAUCUAUCUGGCCAAGCUGUACUACCAGCUAAGCUUGGUCCCCGGCAUGCCCACACAAGUUGUCGCCGUGUGCGCAGAUGGAUUCAAGUUGUUGACCAAGUCGAAAAACAAAAUCUCCAUCGAAGACAUGCGACUCCCUUGGAAGCCCAUCGACAAGAUCUUGCGCCAGGAUUUGUUCCUCAGUCGAAGGCAAUUCGAAUAUACGCAAACGUCAUGGUGCAUGGGCUACAUCGCAGAUAAUGCUCGACGGUUCUUCCACCCGGCCGCCAUCAAUGAAAUGCUCUCCACAUUCUUACCGUUAAUAGACGGCACGAAACUCGACUACUAUCUCCCUAUGAUAAUGCGACUCUGGGAGUCGAUUAAUUCCUACAUGUACGACGAACGACUACUCCAUUUCCUAGCCAAAUUGGCGGAAAUGCACGUCGACCCCACAGUUAGCGAUCCAAGACGAUUGGACUCAAUUCCAGACGACGAACGCUCGGAAGACGAAGGAAGGCCGAAUUGGCAGAAGGAGUCCCUACCCGAGGGCGCGAAGUGGAAUGGCGUAUAUAAAGAUGUGGGCAUCUUCACGGAGAGGCAAUGGAGUCACAUCAUGUGCAAGUGUUUGGGUUCCAUGGAUCUGAUCCUGGGUGUAGAAAUCCCUCUGGCGGACGGUGGUUCGUUGACCACAGGCCCAACCGCGGACAGUCAGGUUGGCUUUGAGAUUGGGAGGCUACCCAAACCCCAAUGGCGAAUCCCUUCGUUGGCUCGUAUAAUCGUCUAUUCAAUGGCACAAGACGGACCUAUGGUCCCCCCGUCGAACUUCCCUACCCCGAUGUUCUCUCCUUUGCCCACUUCUGGCAUCAACACUCCCCAGAUCCAGAACUCGACUCUGGGAGACUACCUUUCGGCGCCACUGAACAAGAAACCCAAUCCUCUACAAACUUACCUUGGAGGAUCACGCGCGUUGGAUUCGCUAGCGCGAUUGAUUGCUUCUACCGAAUCGUUCUUCCACCCUUCCAACUCUGGGUCAUGGACAGGAGAUUUGACCGCCUUCAUCAAAUACGUCGUUUACGAGUUCAACAAGCGUUGGUCGACUUGCACUUCGUCAUUCAUCAGAUGGCACGAGGAGCAGAAGCCGGAUUGCAAGACACCCAAACAUCGACGUCUUACCAAGUUGAUGAAGCGGGAGCUGGUCAAAUCGUUGCGAACUGUCACUCUGCUAGCGAUGUUCUCGCAGGAUUCGACCACGGUAUCGAAUGUCCAAAGCUGUCUCAAGUCGAUGAGUGUUCUGGAACCAGAUCUCAUCCUGGAACCCAUUUUGGAGCGUGCUGUUCCUUCGCUGGAGGCUCUCGUUGAGACCCAACGUACGAUUGCCGUCAUCAAAGCAUUAUGUGCUGUUGCGCCUGCCAUUGUGUCAAGAGAGGUGUACUACCCUGGCGCCAAGCAUCUGGUGCCUCUCCUUCAGCUGUUGAUUCCGGGGAUAGAUCUUAAUGACCCGUCGAAAACGCUUUGCACGACAGCCUUCAUUUCGGAAAUAGCCCAAUACAUCCAGAUUGGCGACCUAACAGCAUUCGAUGACCAAGGCUCGUCCAGUUCCUCGGAUGACGAUUCCUAUGACGGGCCACCCAGCGCUCGCCCAGGUCUUCCUACUCUUUCACUCGAUGAUGUGAACAGCGGGUUGGGCGAAGUUAUACUGGAUAAGUCAGAAGAGGAUGCCUUGUUGAAGGAAACGACAAGGAGCUUCCCUGACUGGGUUACCAGCUUCAUCCGCAGGGUUAUCUUACUUUUGGAGAACCUUCCGGAAGAAGGGCCGUCAGGAACUGCGGGUGGUGCUACCGAAGUGCAACUUGUUGACUCAGUGACGAGCGCGUGCAGUCAGAUCUGCGUGCACCUUUCUGAGCCCUUGUUCGACCUCGUUCUGGGGAUGGUGUUCGACUAUGCGAGCAACAACGUCCGAUCCAACGCUGUGCGCGCCAUCCAUCAGCUGGUUGAAUGUGUGGCCAAUGCCAACCCUGUCAAGACGUUGGCCCUGUUCUUCCCAUUCUGCGAACAGAAUAUCAGAACUGAGCUCGAGAAUGGGGCAAGUUCGUUGAGGACGACUUCCUCCUCCGCACCAUUGCCUUCGGACGCUACUCUUCAUUGGAACCUUGCUAUCCUUCGUGGAACUGUAUACAACGAUGGCAAAGCGAUUCUACCCUACAAGGAUAGACUUCUAUCCAUCCUCUGUCUCCUCCAUGAGAAGACAUUCUCUAAACGUGGAUACUCAUGGACGGGUAAACUGAUCUCCAGCUUAAUGCUUACCCUCACACAUACCUACCCGCUGGAGAACAAAUUCAUCAACCCUUCGGAGGCAUCCAGUUCAGAGUUCAAGAGGAAGCAUCACCUGUAUUGGGGUAAAUUGUAUCGCCCAGAUGAAAUCACCAUCGCAUGGCAUGUUCCCAGCGAAGAAGAGAUCGACUUUGCACUGGAGAUCUUCCGCAAGUUGGUCGAACCCACCCUUGUCUUAUUGGAGGGUCUCCUUAGGCCAGGGAUUGUCCGUGAUGCGAUUUGGAGGAAUGACUUCUGCCGCCACCUCACCUUAGUUCGCAAUGCAUUCUCCGGUAUUCCAACUCUCUUCAAGGAACACAUUUCUGCAGAAGAUGCAAAGUAUACGACCAUGACAACCGAUAUUCUAAACGAAAUCCCGGAAAUGAUUGCCUCUGUCGACCCUCUCAACUCUGGCUUCUCCUUGACGGACCCCGACGAUCCACGGUACCAGUACAUUGUGGGUGUCAAGAAAAGGUUCGGAGAUUUCCUCCACCGCGCAUCGACUUCUCUUCGGUCUCAAGGCGAAGAGAAUACCGUCGAUGCAGUUCAGAUCCUCGUAAGGUCUAUUCGAACGUACAUGAUGGAGUAUGGGGAUAGCCGGGACAGCUACUAUUUGAACGAAGAGCAAUACACUUCGGAGAAGAAUGUUGCACGACAGUACGCCGGACAAAAAGUUUGGCCCAGAGCCAUUUACGUUAGACGAGCUCGGUUUUACAAUGCUGCUCGCCUGCGUUGGAACUCAAUCGAGAGAAAGCGAGGGCCUAUAGAAGACAAAUUGAUAGACGACAUCGUCGAAUGGUCGCUGUGGCACUACUCCAGCGUUCGUCAGUCCAGCCAGUCGGUCUUGGAGAGUCUCUGUUCGGUGUACGAUGGUGUUCGGCGACGCGCUUUGCCUAUUCUCCAGAAUGCUCUGGAUCCAGGCAACGACGAUGACAGAAUGAAAGGUGCACUUUGGACCAUCAAUUUGCCUUCGUUCGGGAAAUAUGCCAUCACAGGUCUUAAUAGCUUUGUCGAGCCCUGUAAUCUGGUCUACAACGUAUCAUGCGCUAAGGUCGAGGAUGCCAUGGCCAAACUGCGUACCAUCGUCAAAGUGGAAGAGGAUGACCGGUUGGUUGUCAAGAAGUGCGAAGCCCAGAGGGUUCUUCGGGUCAAGACUAUCGAUGAUGCCAUGAAGGAGCUGACUUCCACCAUCAUUGAGAUUGGCGAAUCAGAAGAGACGCACUGGAAGUACUUGAUAUUCGCGACACGUUGCCUGCGUACCUUAGUUCGUCGUGAUGUCCCUGUCUCCCCUGAGCACUUCGAAUUCUUCCUAUACGCGGCCCAUGAUGACCAUCCUAACGUUCCAUCUGACCUCGCUAAUUAUGAUUCGCAGCGAUAUUAUGCACAAAGAGCUAUCAUGAAGAUUGCCAGAGCUAUCAAGUUGCGAACGUACUGCGCGGACGAUGUCGAUCUUGCUCUGGCCAAGGCGAGAAAUCCUCUCAAGAAGGAGGUUCCUGUCCACCCAAGCCCUGAUAUGACCGACAAGUUCCUGGACGCGUUUAAAACACCAGCGACCCCUGAGGAUCUUACAGUGCCACAACUGUACGAUUCGGAGCCUCCAGGUUGGUUGGUCUGGGGAAAGUCUGUUCCUUUGUACAGUCUUCCACACGCAACGAAGUCCACCUUCCAGCCUUGGGAUCCCAGUAGUUCGUCGACCAUCGAUACCCUCAGGGAAGUGGCCCUCGACUCGGCAUGGUGGGAGAAGCUUGUUAGCUACUAUUCCGAGGAGAACCACGAGACCACGAUCAUCCAGGACAACGUCUCAUGCAUCAAGUCUAUCUGUGAGUCCUCUAUCUUUCCUUCGUAUAUCGUAUUCACAUAUAGGAUACCAGUCCAGAUACUCGAGGACGAGCCAUUAGAGGUCUUCAAACCCCAUGUAGAGAAGUUGAUUGCAGACAAGGACCAGAACAAGCAGAGAGCUGCGGCGGAACUGCUUGCUGCUCAUUGGCCAAUGAACAAGCAAAAAGAUCUAUGGAAGUGGUUCAUUCCCUUCAUCCCGACGAUCUUGAAGAAAAAUAUCAAAUCGGACACUUUGUCAAUCUGGACCUCAUUUCUUGAAUACAUUUUCUAUAGGAAGGAUCCUCGCCGCGUGCAACCUUUGGUCGACUAUCUUGUCAGUUCAUUUAGGACCAUGGACUACAACCCUGAGAUGUCAUUCGAUGUCGUGAAAGUCAUCUCCCUCUGGCGUGCUUUCUACGAAGAACUUGGCCGGAAAUUCGUACCCUGGACAGACGAGACGGUGGAAAGAUCUUGGACUCAGAUCUCUAAUGAACACGACGACGUCCGAGCCUUCAUUGGAGAAAUUUUGGCGUUCUCGCAGAAUAUCAAGUGGCAACCCAGGCCUUCCCUCCAGACACCCGAGGUUUUCGUGAGAGAAUGUCAGGUUCUCCCAGCAGACCAUGAUAUCAUGGGUUUGCGAGGGACCUAUCACAAGGAUAGGGUGGCAGAAUUGGUCGAACGUUUCAAGGUCUGGCGGCAGCAGCGUGUCCCUGGUGUCCGUGCCUUCCAGUCAACAUACGAUCGUGUCGGAAUCACGGUCUGCAAAUGGUUAUAUCAAUCCAUUCACGACCUACACGCGGUCUCAACCUUCGACUAUAUCCUUCCCUUAAUGCCCGAGAUAUUCCGUUUCACAGAAGUCAAUGAUAACAAGGAACUCGCAAUCCGUGCUAACUCUCUACUGGUCCGCAUGUGCGGCGUAUCACCGCCAGUGCCACUGAUAAACCCCAUCCUUGGCGCUAUCUUCGACGCAAUCCAAUCGUCACCGUCAUGGCGAGUUCGUUUGAAGGCUUUGCCCCUUCUGCAAGUCUUCUACUUCCGACAGCUCCCUCUCAUCAGCGAAGUUAAGAUUGUGGAAAUGCUAGAGGUUCUUUGCCAAAGGCUCGAUGAUGAGGUGGUCGAAGUUCGCGAGAUGGCUGCUUCAACUUUAUCUGGAAUCUUGAGAUUAUCACCGAGGCGAAGUGUAUUGACGCUCAAGGACCGAUUUGUUCGGUUGGCUAAGAAUAGUCGCUUGGUGGAUCGUAACCACCCUAAUUACAACAAGGCCAUUCGACAGAGACACGCAGCUAUCCUCGGUAUCUGUGCCUUGGUGGACAGUUACCCCUACACGGUGGAAAAGUGGAUGCCAGAGUUGCUGACCUCUGUCCUCGCUGAGCACACUUACGACCCGAUCCCCAUCUCCACGACGGUUCGCAAGUGCGCUAGCAACUUCAAGAAGACACACCAGGAUACAUGGCACGAAGACUGCAAGAGAUUUACUGACGACCAGUUGAUUGCUCUAUCAACACUCUUGACUGGUUCAUCUUAUUACGCGUAG
Messenger RNA from Coprinopsis cinerea okayama7#130, 6000 nucleotides. Its product is annotated as membrane protein. Gene Ontology annotation, molecular function: proteasome binding; peptidase activator activity. Lineage: Eukaryota; Fungi; Basidiomycota; Agaricomycetes; Agaricales; Psathyrellaceae. The transcript has 43 exons. The coding region runs from base 1 to 6000 and encodes 1999 amino acids. The record is from RefSeq and is a predicted model, not a curated record. Gene Ontology annotation, biological process: proteasomal ubiquitin-independent protein catabolic process. Gene Ontology annotation, cellular component: nucleus; cytosol.